CCUCACGUCACUUCCGCCCCUGGGCUGCAUGAUGGCGGUGUCCAUGGCGGUGCUGGCGCAUUGACUUCGCCUGCAGUUUUUUUUGCGGUUCGCUCGCCACCGAAAUUCAAAGACCCCGGGACCCUCGUGUGUGCGUGUGACAUUGCCCCGGAACCCUUUUUGCCAGUGAACAUUUGGACCUCAGGUCAUGGCGCUUCACAGACUGUCCGUCAGACUACGGCAAACGGUAACACAUGUAAGGAGCCUUCACACCACUGGGGGUGGGUCGCAGCAGCAGGAGUCUGUGGCUGUAGAGUCGGAGCCUGAGCCUUUCUCCGUUUUCAGAACGCAGGAAAAUGAUCCGGCAUUCCAGUCUGACAAACAUAUCGGACAGUAUUACACUCUGCCCUCUGCACACAUCAGCACUGCGUUCCCUCAUGGCCUCCCAUGGCGUUAUACACAACAGGUGAAGACAUUCAAUGAAGCUUGUAUGAUGGUGAGGCAGCCGGCGCUGGAGGUCAUCUCAUACCUGAAGAAAACAGACUACAGCAAACCUGCGCUGAGACAUUUAUUCUAUGGGUUGAAGGGCAGCGGGAAAACAAUGUCUCUCUGUCACACAGUCCACUUCUGCUACACACAGGGAUGGCUGGUGCUGCACAUACCUGACGCCUUCCUCUGGAUGAAGAACUGCAAAGAGCUGCUGCCUUCCUCCUAUAAGAACUCGCGCUUUGACCAACCAUUGCAAGCUGUAGAAUGGUUGCGCGGCUUCAAAAUCACAAAUGAGCAAUUCCUUUCAAAGAUAAAGACGAAGCAGCGUUACGUGUGGACAAAGAGGGAGUUCACUGAGGAGGGAAGUCUACUUGGACAGCUGGUGGAUCAGGGUAUAUCUCGUGUGAAGAGCAGCAGUGAUGUUGUGGGGGCAGUGAUGAAGGAGCUGAGGCUGCAGAGCGGGCAGCCCGAGUCAAACUUCCGCCUGGCCGUGGCUGUGGAUGGUGUCAACGCCCUGUGGGGAAGAUCCACCAUCAAGAAGGAGGAUAAGAGCUAUGUGGACGCAGAGGAGAUCACUUUGGUUCAUAACCUGAAGAAGCUGAUGAAGAAUGACUGGACUGGAGGCGCCAUCAUCGCCACUGUGUCUCAGACGGGGUCUCUCUACGUUUCAAAAUCUGCCUACUUGCCUCAAGAGCUGCUGGGAGAGACCGGUUUUGACAACUUGGACCCGUUUAUCCCGGUGGCGGUGCCAAACUACAGCGAGAAGGAGUUCGAGAGCUGUUACCUUUACUAUCUGGACCGCCACUGGCUGCAGCAUCCACACAGCCGAACAGAGGAAGGGAAGAAAGAGCUCAUCUUUUUGAGCAACAGGAAUCCAACGAUGUUUGAUAGAAUUUGUUCCUCCCUAUGAAGUCACAGAUGUGAUCACACACAUCAAACUCUGUAUCACACUGAAUAUAUCUGUGUCCCGGGAAAAGAAAAACAAACAAAUGUCCAUUUCUAUAAACGUAUAAAUUAUAAUGCAUGUGUGUUUCUUUGAUAAUAAAAUGUUGAACAAAGUAUUUGUUUAAUAAUCAUUCA
Molecule: messenger RNA, 1548 nt
Organism: Scophthalmus maximus (turbot)
Lineage: Eukaryota; Metazoa; Chordata; Actinopteri; Pleuronectiformes; Scophthalmidae
Gene: dap3
Product: death associated protein 3
Exons: 13
Coding region: 188-1378 (396 amino acids)
Biological process (GO): apoptotic process
Cellular component (GO): mitochondrial ribosome; mitochondrial small ribosomal subunit
Molecular function (GO): structural constituent of ribosome
Source: RefSeq, a predicted model, not a curated record